AUGGCUACGAGAAAUGAGCAAGAACGACUUCUAACCGAGGCCUUGAACAACUUGGCGCAAGUUAUGGCCAAUCAGGGAGGCGGUGGAGGAGCUACUCUAUACCAUGGUUUAGAUCGCUUUCAGAGGAACAACCCACCUACCUUCAAAGGGGGUUAUGAUCCUAAGGAUGAGGCGGAGUAUUGGUGGGAGAACACUCGCCCACGUUUAGAGGGAGCAGGUGGUGUUGUUAUCCCAUGGGGGACCUUCAGACAAACUUUUCUGGAGAACUAUUUUCCAAAAGAUGUUAAGAACAGAAAGGAUAUGGAGUUCCUCGAGCUGAAACAGGGAAGUAUGACGGUGGCAGAGCUUGCAGCGAGGUUUGAGAACCUCGAAAGGAUCUUUGACGAAGAUCAACGGGAGAAGGUUACAUUUUAUAGGAAUGCCAAUGUUAGUCGUGGGAAAGAGAAGAAGCCUGUGACUUAUAGUCGUGCUAAGCCAUAUUCUACCCCUCUCGGGCAAUAUGGAAACCAUUAUGGGGGACAAAGGACAAGUGGAGGACAUCACCUAGCUGGUGGGAGUUCUCAAUUAGUUAACAGAGUGUCUCAGCCUUCUGGUAGAGGUGGAGGUGGUGCUCCUGCUACAUCUGCUACGCCAACCCGGUGUGCUAAGUGUGGUAAGAUAGGUCAUUUUGCUCGUGAUUGCCCAGAUAGUGAUGUGACUUGUUUCAACUACCGAGGUAAGGGCCAUCUCAGUACUAGUUGCCCACAUCCGAGGAGGGAGAAGAUGAGUGGAAGUCUGAAUAACCAGAACAGACAACCAAUGAACACAGGGAGAGUGUUUGCUCUUAGUGGUGCUGAUGUCACACAGUCUGAUGAUCUCAUUCAAGGUGAUAUGUUUUUGUCUGCUAACCAAGUUAAGGCAUCUUUGAGGGAGGAUGCACGGGUAAACAUGAUCUUAGCUAAUAUGAGUGUCGAGACCAAAACCCAUGUGAGUGAUAUACCAUUAGUGAGAGAGUUUCCAGAGGUGUUUGAGGAGGUGUCAAGAUUACCACCUGAGAGAGAGGUCAAGUUCUCUAUAGACUUAGUGCCCGGUACUAGACCCAUAUCCAUAACACCUUAUAGGAUGUCCCCUGUAGAGUUGAGCGAGCUUAAGAAACAAUUAGAGGAACUCUUAGAGAAACAGUUUGUGAGGCCUAGUGUGUCACCUUGGGGAGCACUGGUGUUGUUAGUUAAGAAGAAGGAUGGGACUAUAAGGCUAUGUGUAGAUUAUCGUUAG
Glycine soja is the source of this 1254-nucleotide messenger RNA. RefSeq lists its product as uncharacterized. The transcript is spliced from 4 exons. Bases 1 to 1254 code for a protein of 417 amino acids. Gene Ontology annotation, molecular function: zinc ion binding; nucleic acid binding. NCBI's taxonomy places the organism in Eukaryota, Viridiplantae, Streptophyta, Magnoliopsida, Fabales, Fabaceae. The record is from RefSeq and is a predicted model, not a curated record.